CGCCCGGCGCCCGCAGCGCCGCCCGCCAGCCCGCCCGCCAGCCCGCCCGCGUGUUGCGAUGAAGCAACACGAAGAUCAACUCCGAAGGUCAUAUAAUGCUAAAGUUACCCAAAGGCCUUAAAAAGAAGAAAAAAGGGAAAAAAUCUAAACGAAAAGGUGAGGACGAGCUAUUCACUGAAGAAGAGCUCGAGAAAUACAGAAGAGAGCAUCAACAACAAGCAGAAAGCGGAGAAGCAUCGGCUAAAGAAAAUGAAGAAUGGUCCAAGUUUAAGGAUCUGACGAGCGGCGUAGACACCGUCCUCAAGAGAACCCAAGGUGAUCUCGACCGAAUCAAGUCCACUUCUUUCUUUCAACGCGUCAAGUCCGUUCCCAAGGAAGUGAAGCCGGCCGAAAAGGAAAAGCCCCACAGGCCGGUCGUCGAAGUCACCGAAGCGGACUUCCCGCAGCUGCUCGCGGCCAAGGCGGACGCCGACGGCGCGGACAAGAGCGACUGCGGAGUCACCGACGACGAGUCCGAGUACGAAGACGAUCAGGACGACAUCUUCGACACUUCCUACGUCGACGCCGUCGAGCGCGGCGAGGUCAAACUCGCAUACGUUUCGGACUCUCCUGAAGACUUUCAAGACGAUGAUAUUUUCGACACCUCCCAUGUAGAUGCUCUCAUAAAGGGGCAACAAUCUAAAAGCACUAAGGGUAAAAAAGCCUUAGACAUCGGCGUCGCCGUCGAAGUGCUCACUGGGCGCAUCGAUAAUGUUACAAUCACCACCAAGCGACCGAAGAGAGUUGUGCCCGGCGACCUGCUUCUAGACACUACUGACAGAGAGCCGGCACCGCUCCCGGCACCGCUCCCGGCCGCGGCGAGUGAGCCGGUGCAGAAGAGCAUAUUGGACCUCGACACCGACGUGCCGAUAACUGCUCCUAUAGAUCUGACCAUUUCAUUACAUACUUCUCUACUUCAACAACAGAAACACGAAAGUCAAGAAGAUAUAUCGACUGAAUUCACUGAUGUGAAAGGUGAUGAAGAAGUUGAGAUCGAUGAAUUUACACUCUUAGCGACAGAAUCGCUAGAAGUUAAGUCGACUGUUACUAAACUAGAAGAAAAAGAGAUAACUGUCGAGCCAGUCUUACAAGAAUCUUGGUCGGCAUUUGAAGCUGACAAGAACGAAUCUGUUUUUGCAGAAGGGAUUGUCGAGGAUCAGUUGGACGUAAUAGAUCCAUACCUCGACCAAGACGAUCCGUUCGACACGAGUUUUGCGGACGCUGUGAUCCCGACGAGUGACCUAGAGCAAAUAACACAAGAGGCGGUUAUACUAGAGGAAGACGACGACUUCGAUCCGCGAGCGGAGGAAGUACAAGUCAGAUUAAAUAAUAGGCGCAAAUCUUCCGUGCGUAUCAAUUUGAUAAAUCCCUCCGGUAUCAGGGAGUCCAUUACUUCCGAUGAAAUCAUAGAAACAGAAAAUCAAACUACGAGGGAUCUUUUAGGUGGAAGUUCGACCGAUUUAACUCAAUUAGGUGACUCGCCUUUGGAUCCCCUCGAUAUAAGUAAUGGGGAGGUAGAUCCUUUCGACACUACCAUAGUAGACAGAAUAGUAGCCCCGGGUAAAGUCGAACUAAAGUUAUUAGAACGAGAGCUAAUCGGAAGCGAACCCACAGCAUCUAUCUACAGGGUGCCCAGCGAUCCCGACUUCGAUCCGAGAGCCGACGAACCCAUACGAGCGGAAAGAAGAGCUUCGCGCCCCGAAAACCUCAUCGUGAACAAAAGCGUGGUGUUUAGCGUCGACGGUAGAGAAUCGUCACAGGUGGACGGCAAGUCUAAACCGGGCAAGCCUUUAACGCCAUACUAUACCCGAGAACUUUCCAUCACUGAGGACAAGGACGAGGAAGCCGAAGCUGCCGAUAGCUUGCCGGAGCUGACGCGAGCCCACUCCGAGGAGGACUUGACGACGCACACGACUUAUCCCGUCAGUAAGCGGAGACAUUCGGAGCUGCCCCGAUCGAGUCACAACCAAAAUAUUUUGAAAGCGAGUGAUCUUCUUCACGGCAACCCUAAUGACAUAGAGGUAAAAGUGUUGACACCGACCGGCCCGCCGAAACUGCGAACCACUUCGAAUCUCGAGUCGGACCCCUUCGACACUUCCUUCGCCGCGAACACUGAACCGAGUAAAACCGAAUUAAAGUUAUUAGCUAAAGAAUUUUCUUGCGACGACGACACCGCGAGCUUCGUGACCGACGUGGAAGCCGUUCUGCUAGAAACUUCCGACGACAUUUUUCAAAUAAAAGCUCUCACGCCGGAACCUCCCGAUACACAAAAUUCUCAAGAAGAUUUCGACCCAUUCGAUACUUCGUUUGCGAGUGAUCUCAAUCCGGGAAGAACUGAAAUUAAUACGAACGAAAUGACAGCACCGAUUUCGACCGAGGUCCUCAAUCCUUUCAUGAUGUCCGAUUCGGAACCGUCCGAUUUCGGAACUGGGGAUAAUCCGUUCGCCACCAGUAACCCUUUCUCGGAUUUCGCGGGAAAUUACGAACCGCAAAUAGGCGACACGGUCCCCGCGGACAUAUUCGGCGGCGCCGAGCCCGAGCGCGUGUGCGCCAAGCAGUUCGCAACCGACGCGAUGGACAUCUUCGACAGCCAGCCGAUGGAGACCGAGAGACCCACGAAGCCGACUGAACUGGAGCUAGUCACCACCAUGGUCGACUGCAGCUACGCGAGUGAAGAGGAAACCGGCGAUUUACAUUCAUCGACGCGACCCUUACCCCCGGAAACACAAAAUUUAAUUUUGACCGUAACGGGCCAAAUGGAAUUCACGAGCUCCGAUCUGCUCGACCGCAUUCCCCCGACGCGGACGCCGAGCCCCGUCUCCGUGCGCGACAUCGCCUCGCCGAGCCCCACGCCCGAGCCCGACGCGCCUGACGACGCGCCCGAGCGGCCCGCGCGCGCCGCGCCCGCGCGCCCGCCGCGCCCCGCGCCGCCGCCGCGCCCGCUGCCGCCCCGCGCGCCGCCCGACGACAUCAACCUCUUCGACGCUCCCGUUCCGACCCUCGUCAAGCCUACCAAGGAAGCUAUCAUGAGUUUAUACUCGGCUCCUAAGAAAGAAGAGAAACAAAUCGACUUUUUGAGUGAUGAUAUUCCAGAGUUGUCUUCCGAUGUAGAGAUCCAAUCUCGGCCGACGGAUAUAAUGCUGAAGCCCGCAGCCGCCGACUCCGCUGACUUGCUAUUUGCAGAGCCGGAGACAUCGGUCGCGGAGAACGCCACGGAACCCAAAACGCAGAAUACUAUGCUCGCUACGCCCACGUCGAACCCUAUCGAAGAAGCGGGUGCGCCGAUGGACUGCUCCGAGCCGUCGCUCGAGGCCAGGGCGGCGUCGUCGAGCGCGUCGCCGUUCGCGGAUGUCGCCGACGACAGCUGUCAAGUCCAACGCGCUAACGAGAGCGACAAAAAUCCCUUUGAAACGGAUGACGUAAAAGCCCAUUCCCCGUUCGACGCAUCCGAUGCGGAGAUACCUCGAUCGGAGGAUGUUAACAUGACGACGAAUAUCGACGAUACCCCGUUUACUGCAAACGACACUUUCACUUCCGCGCCUCACUCUAACGCGGGCGGCUCUCCGAUGGACGUGUUCGGCGUGCACGACGACAACCAGGCGAAUGUGUUCGGCGCUGCGGACGACGCGGCUGCGACAGACAUGCAGACCACAUCGUCCGCCGACAUCGGCUGGAAUCCGACCGAGACCGGCCGAGACGCUUUCACUAAGGUUCAGGAUGCUUUCGAUGCUUUUCCGCAGUCUCAGGAUGCAUUCGAUGCUUUCUCCGAAAAAUUUGAUUCCACCGGCGGACAGCACAUGAACACAGAUGCGUGGGGCGACGACGGCGGCGCGGACGCGGGCCCCGCGGGCUUCGAGGCCGACGCCUUCGACCCCUUCCUGAGCAUGGGCGCGCCGCCGCCGCCCGCCGCCACGCCCCGCCUCGACCAUCAAGACUCGAGAGAUUCCACUGAUGAUACAUUUUCCGUAUUUAUUCGGCCCAAAGAAAGCGAGGCGACCGGGGCGGAGCCCGUGCCCGUGCUGGCGCCGCCGCCGCGCCCGCACGCGCUGCCGGACGCGGCGCGCCAGAACCCCUUCGACGCGAGCGAGCCGUGCGGCGCCUUCGAGCGAGAGGGGCGGCCGCGCGCGGGCAGCGGCGGGAGCGGCGAGAGCGGCGGCGGCGGGCGCGAGACGCCGCCCACGCCGCUGUUCGACGACGACGUGUCGCAGCCGCUGGAGGACUUCCCGCGCGUCAAGUACGACGGGCCCGGCUGGGAGAUGCAGCUGCGCCAGCCCAACAAGAAGAAGAUCACCGGCCAGAGGUUCUGGAAGAAGAUCUUCGUGCGGCUGGCGCUGCAGGGCGACAGCCCCGUGGUGCAGCUGCUGAACAGCGCGGGCGACAAGGAGCCGCUGCAGGAGCUGCCGCUGCAGGCGUGCUACUCCGUGUCCGAGGUGGGCGCGCAGCAGUUCGACCAGUUCGGCAAGAUCUUCACCGUCAAGCUGCAGUACGUCUUCUACAAGGAGCGCCCCGGCGUCAGGCCGGGGCAAGUGACGAAGGCGGAGCGCAUCACCAACAAGCUGUCGCAGUUCGCGGCGUACGCCAUCCAGGGCGACUACCAGGGCGUCAAGGAGUUCGGCAGCGACCUGCGCAAGCUGGGCCUGCCCGUGGAGCACGCGCCGCAGGUGUCGCAGCUGUUCAAGAUAGGGUCGCUGAACUACGAGGACGUGAAGCAGUUCUCCUGCUGCGUGGAGGAGGCGCUGUUCCGCCUGGCCGCGCAUCGCGACCGCGCGCUCACCUACAAGAUGGAGGAGGUGCAGAUUACGGCGGUGGACGAGCUGUACGUGGAGCAGGACGCGGAGGGCGCGGUGCUGAAGCAGAUCGCGCGCGUGCGCGUCUUCUUCCUCGGCUUCCUCAGCGGCAUGCCGGACGUCGAGCUGGGCGUGAACGACCUGCGGAGGCAGGGGCGCGAGGUGGUGGGGCGCCACGACAUCAUCCCCGUCGCCACGGAGGAGUGGAUCCGCGUCGAGGAGCCCGAGUUCCACGCCUGCGUCACGCCGCAGGCCUUCGAGGACGACAAGAUCAUCAAGUUCAAGCCGCCCGACGCGUGCUACAUCGAGCUGCUGCGCUUCCGCGUGCGGCCGCCCAAGAACCGCGAGCUGCCGCUGCAGCUCAAGGCGGUGUGGUGCGUCACCGGCAACAAGGUGGAGCUGCGCGCGGACGUGCUGGUGCCGGGCUUCGCGUCGCGCGCGCUGGGACAGGUGCCGUGCGAGGACGUGGCCAUCCGCUUCCCCAUCCCCGAGUGCUGGAUCUACCUCUUCCGCGUCGAGAAGCACUUCCGCUACGGCUCCGUCAAGUCCGCGCACAGGCGCACCGGCAAGAUCAAAGGCAUCGAGCGGUUCCUGGGCGCCGUGGACACGCUGCAGGAGUCGCUCAUCGAGGUGACGUCCGGCCAGGCCAAGUACGAGCACCAGCACCGCGCCAUCGUGUGGCGCAUGCCGCGCCUGCCCAAGGAGGGACAAGGUGCGUACACGACUCACAACCUGGUGUGCCGCAUGGCGCUGACGUCGUACGACCAGAUCCCCGAGGAGCUCGCCAAGUGGGCGCACGUCGAGUUCACGAUGCCGGCCACGCAGGUGUCGCACACGACGGUGCGCUCGGUGUCGCUGCAGCAGCACGACGGCGACCCGCCCGAGAAGUACGUGCGCUACCUGGCGCGCCACGAGUACAUCGUGGGCAUCGAGCGCACGAGCGGGCAGGCGGUGGCGGCCUACGCGCUGGCGGCCAGCAAGGACAAGGAGCCCGAGCGGCCGGCUGAGCCCGCGCCGCCCGCGCCGCCCGCGCCUUCCUCCGACUCCGACUCCGAGUAGAGCCCGCCGCCGCAGCUGCCGCGAGCGGUAACCUCGGAUAACCUCUCUCACACUAUCCGAAGGUGUUUUGCUUUCGUUUUGUUUUGCUUUGUGUCUCGUGUGAUGUACGCACUAGGAACAUUACAGGGAGAGCUAUCGUCGCGGUCGCGGACCAGCAAAGCAGCAACACUAAGCUUCGGAGAGUGUUUCACAUGUGCGCGAAGUGAUGCAGUGGUAUAAGUCCCGAGUAAUCAUACUUACCUAAUUGUUUGCAAAAACUCCUGUCAAAUAUUAAGCCGGGUACUCAUUAGCGAGUUGUAGUCGUAACCGUUGCAUGUCAUUGUUACCAAAAACCAUAGUGUGUAACCUAUCGCGAGCGGUACCUGUAACCAAAAUCAUAGUGAGUUCGUGGAUCGCGAGCCUGCCACGAGCGCAAUGCGAGCGGCGAGCAGCGAGCAGCGAGCAGCGAGCACCGAGCCGACGACUAUUGGUUUUUGAGCGAAUCCAAGCAUGUUCGAGUGUCUAAUUAAAGCCGUGUCAUUUAUUUCAUUGACGAGCGAAUCUAUAAUCGAUUUAAUUCAUCAUGAGUGAUCGGCAAAUUGACAAAUGCCUUCUGCUUAUAGAAGCCAAUAAAGAAAGCAGUACCAAUCCGCACUCGGCCAGCGGCAGCGCGGUACAAUAUGAGCCGUACUCUGCGAUGAGCCGGCGAUGCCUAUGAGUGUGUGUGUAGGUACCGCGCACUGAACACUGCGGCGGCUCGUAGAUACCAUCACACUGAUGUGGACAUCGCGUGUACAUACUAUUAUAGCUAACAUCGUAUAGAUCUGUAUUAGGUAUCUGUCUGGUUGCAGCUCGCUUAGUGAAAACCCGGCUUUAAAUAGUUGUCACAUGAUACCUAGUUAUUCGUAUUGUAAAAUCAGUUAUAAACCAUAAAUACGCGUGUAAAUUGAACUACCUACCCUACUUACUCCGUAAUAUAAGAAGAUAAUAAUAAAUGGUUGAGAAACAAAAUGCCAAAACAAACUUCUACUAUCAAUAACAAAGUACCUAUGUAAACAUAUUUUAGGUUAGGUACAUAAAUAUGUAAGAUUGAGUAAAAAUCAUUUUGGAUUAUUUUCUGCUUUUUUCCAAUUUAAAAAAUUAAUGAGAAACAAAACUAUGCACCAGCAGGCUGCAGGACCCAACACUGCUGCAUGUCGUGAGCUUGCAAGUAGGUAUACAUUAUACAUAAAUAAUAGCUACCUAUGUCCGUAUUACUGUAUACACAUACAAUAACAGCUGUUCUGUGUAAACACGAUAGUAAGCUAUCUGUACAGUUACACUACCAACAUGGAUUCACUAGAGAUAUACUGAAUAAAUACCCACAUAGGUAUCUAUGCUUUCAUACUGAUCUAAAUAUGCUGCAUGAAAUGAACGCAUUUGUGAAAUGAGUGGAACAGAGAAUAGGUAGUUACAACAAUAUUAAAAUUGCCUUUUGGUGCGGUCAGUGUAGGGGCCGCAUCGCUUCGAGGGCUCCGGCUCGGCUCGAGGCGAGUCGCCGGGAGCUGGCAACUUCCUUGGACAAACCAUUAGUUUGUCGUCCGAAGGGCAAUGCUGCCGGCGCGCGGCGUGUUGGGCACAAUGCCUUCGGUGCGGUGGCUCGAUGAGGUUUUAGAACUAAUUUAAUUUAUAUUAGUUUAGUUUUUUAGCAUUAAUUUAGAUUUAAGUUUAUUUUAUAGAAUUGAUUGGUUAUUGUUGUAUAUUUAGUACAUACUUAAUACUUAUCUACUAGAAAAUUAAUUUGUUUUGUAAUACCUAGGUACUAUAAUAAGAAAACGACAAUGCAAAGUUCAUUAGAUAAAUUAAAUUUUAAUUUAAUAAAUAUUUAUUGUAUCUAAAACGAGAUGUUAUAUAGAUAGGUGUAGUGACGACAACUGAUAACCACCUCUUAGGCUAUGGGCAGUAUAGGCGUCACCCGCGGGUGGAGUCGCUCGCAAGUUACCUGUUCAAAAGCUUAUACCUAUAUACUCGUAAGUAUAUUUUUUGUAUAUUAAUGUAAGAUCGUGUCAGUGCUCCAUCGCAAUAGGUAUGUAACGUAGAUGGUUACACAUUUAAUAAUCGUCAUAGGUAUAGGUAUGUGUGUAAAGUUAAAUUAACUUUGAUUUACCUAAAAAUGAAAGCGUCGACUCCUAGCCCUGCGCACUCUCAUUGAGAUCGCAGGCACAAGCAUCUGUAUAUAAAUAAUAAGUGCGGUAAGUAUUCUAUGAUCAUAAUCAUAUAGUUGUAUAGAAAUAGCAAACUGUCGGACGAUCCCACCGCCCUCAUAACAGUAUUAGAGCUGGUGGCUGCAUUAGGUAGGUAUACCUACUCGUAAGUUGUAACUAUAAUUAUUGUGAGAGGUUUUGUGGAAGCAUAAUAUACAUAUAUUUUAGUAACAAAAAUAUAUCGUAGUCGCGUCGCUUACAAUAAAAAAUACUACGUAAGAGCAUAUCGUGACAAAAUUAUGUAGUAAUUGUACUCGACUGUAAUCGUGCUGGUGGCCGACCGGAAAUUCUUCCCUUAUAUUUAGAUCAAUAAACUUGAUAUAAAGUUAUGAAGAUAUGAAGUUGAAAAUAAAGUCGAUAGGACAAGAUCCUAGAAAUAUAGGUCCAAUAUUAAAUUAUUAAGUUACAACCGCGAAGCGAAGCAAAAUGGUCUUUUUAUUUUAUAAAAUAGUCUUUUAUUUUUGAAUACUUGAUUAAAUAUUUGUACAAAUUGCUUAAAUACACUAUUGCCAUUGAAAUGGUUUAAUUACUUUUUCUGUAAAAUCUGUAGCGUGAUAUGCCUAGCUUUAAGCUUAAACUAUUAGUUAUUUAGCUUUCUUACUUGCUACAUGAUUUGUUACUGUUUCUACACCUGUUUGUAAAACAACAAUGCUCUCAUGUACCUAGCUACUCAACAAAUAUAAACUGAACUUAACUAUAACAUUAAAUGUGUUACAUCUAGUCAUAUUUAUUGUAAAGAGUCUAAAAUGUUAUAAUGUUUUGGUGUCGCGGUAUUUGGACAGCCUCGGGCGCUGGGCGCGUGUGUCUGGUUGUAUGAAGAUCGAGCACAAAUACAAACAAACAUUUUAGUUGAAAAACUUUCCAACUUAAGUGUAUUAAUAAAGUAUUAAUCUUAUAUCUGUGAAUGGCAUCUUGUAUUUUAAUUAUUUAUUGAAAGCUAGGUACUCAUUUUAUAAAACUCUAUUUUCCAGUGUUACUAUUAUAUUAUUAUCAUCAUAAAUUAUAAUAUCUACUUUCUAGUCACUCGUGUAGAAAAAUUUACAAAUUGAACCAAAUAAUAUAAAAUUUUAUCGUUCAUGUAUUGUUGGCGACAUAAUAUAUUAUUCUCAUAUUCAAACUUGUGUAAUAAUAGUUUCCCGACAAGAGCAAUGUCGUACCUAUAACAAAAUUAUAUAGUUGAGAAAGUUGAAACAUAAUGAUAUAUCGAGUGUUGUAUCCGUACAUAUAUGUCACGCGAAGUGCUGAGCGCAGUGAGCUGUGAGGCUCCUCUCGUUCCACGGAAUGGUGGACAUGUUUUGUUGUCAAUAAAUUUACUACUAUUGUGAUGA
Molecule: messenger RNA, 9435 nt
Organism: Maniola jurtina (meadow brown)
Lineage: Eukaryota; Metazoa; Arthropoda; Insecta; Lepidoptera; Nymphalidae
Product: protein stoned-B-like
Exons: 18
Coding region: 96-5885 (1929 amino acids)
Biological process (GO): synaptic vesicle endocytosis; regulation of endocytosis; clathrin-dependent endocytosis
Cellular component (GO): AP-2 adaptor complex; synaptic vesicle
Molecular function (GO): clathrin-cargo adaptor activity
Source: RefSeq, a predicted model, not a curated record